Molecule: messenger RNA, 1399 nt
Organism: Impatiens glandulifera
Lineage: Eukaryota; Viridiplantae; Streptophyta; Magnoliopsida; Ericales; Balsaminaceae
Product: probable protein phosphatase 2C 55
Exons: 5
Coding region: 131-1228 (365 amino acids)
Source: RefSeq, a predicted model, not a curated record
CUCUUAUUCAAAAGGAGGCAGAGAGUAUUGUGAGACUUAGAACAUAACACCAUAUUUUUCCAAUAAGAAUAGUGAUUGCUCUCUCUUCUUGAUCGGGCUUGUGUGGAGUUUUGAAGCUGUCUUCAAACAGAUGCGUUCCAUUCUUACAAGGGCAUUGGCAACUUGUAGGAAUCUUUCCAACUUUGCAAAACCAGCUGGGGUUUAUUUCAGCAAUGGAUGUGCUCGUCAUUGCCAAAUAGAUUGUACUAGUUUGAGACUCAAAAAAAGGACAAAAGGGUAUGGCGUUUAUAGGCAAUACAGUUUUACACCUGCCAGUGCCAAGAAACCUUGCAAUUCCAGUCUAUUUGUUGGUCGCCGGAGUAAUUGGUUUUGUACCUCAUCCACCACUUCAUAUGGUGAUGGUUUGAAAAUUGGCAAACAGCUUGUUAACUCAGCCAUGUCCUCAGACCUGAAUGUUGUUGUUGAGAAAAGAUUAAGAUUAGUUUCUGGAUCUUGCUAUCUUCCACAUCCUGAAAAGGUAAAAACAGGUGGAGAAGAUGCUCAUUUUAUCUGUGAAGAAGAACAAACAAUUGGAGUAGCUGAUGGUGUUGGUGGAUGGGCAGAUGUUGGAGUUGAUGCAGGAUACUAUGCACGCGAGCUUAUGUCUAACUCGAUUGCUGCAAUUAGGGAUGAGCCAAAGGGUUCUGUAGAUCCAGCAAGAGUACUGGAGAAAGCUCAUUCACUCACAAAAGCAAAAGGUUCUUCAACAGCUUGUAUCAUAACCCUUACAACUGAGGGACUGCUUGCAAUAAAUCUAGGGGAUAGUGGAUUUAUAGUAGUUAGAGAUGGAAUUUCAAUUUUCCGAUCACCUGUGCUACAACAUGAGUUCAAUUACCCCUAUCAACUUGAGAGGGGAACUCAAUCUGAUCUACCAAGUUCUGGACAGGUUUUCACAGUGCCAGUGUCAGUAGGAGACAUAAUUGUAGCCGGGUCGGAUGGACUGUUUGAUAACUUGUACAACGAGGAGAUAACAGCAGUUAUAGUUGAUGCAGUUAAGGCAGGAUUGGACCCUCAAGUUAUGGCCCAGAAGAUUGCAGCCCUUGCUAGGAAACGAGCUCUUGACACGAACAGACAGUCGCCUUUCUCUGUUGAGUCACAAAAAGCUGGAUUUCAUUAUUAUGGAGGGAAACUCGAUGACACUACAGUCGUCGUUUCCUUUGUAACAAGUGGCUGUAGUAGUAAACUCUGAUGGAGUUUUUAUUUAUUUAGUAUUAAUGAGAAGGGUUGGUGUUGAUUUUGGUAAAUCUGAACUUGAAACACCCAACUGAAAAAGGCUUAGAGGUUUUUGUUUGUUUGUUUUGGAGUUUGACAAUAAUUGAUUUUCUUUGUAGUGCCAUUUAUGAUAACUGCUUGUGUGAUG